Molecule: messenger RNA, 669 nt
Organism: Leishmania mexicana MHOM/GT/2001/U1103
Lineage: Eukaryota; Euglenozoa; Kinetoplastea; Trypanosomatida; Trypanosomatidae
Product: putative glycosomal membrane protein
Exons: 1
Coding region: 1-669 (222 amino acids)
Biological process (GO): peroxisome fission; regulation of peroxisome size
Cellular component (GO): peroxisomal membrane
Source: RefSeq, a predicted model, not a curated record
AUGAGCGACUUCGAGAAGCUGAUAAAGCUGCUCGGCCAGACCGAUGGCCGCGACAAGAUCUACAAGUUCCUCGCUGGUUUCUUCAAGAUUCUAGCGGCCGUCGCGGCUCGCAGCCAGGACUCGCGUGCCAAGGCGUACGUCACGAUCGGCAACUCCAUCGGCAGCGCCCGCUCCCUGAUGCGCAUGGGCAAGUUCGCGGGUGAUAUGCCGAAGCUGCAGAAGAUCGCCGAUGGCGUCGUGGUGAGGGGCUUCGCUGGCACGGAGUGCAGGAGGUUCAUUGAGUUCUUCCGCAUCGUCUGCAACUCUCUCUACAUCAUGGGCGAUAACGCCGCCUUCAUCGCCAAGUACAAGCUGAUCUCGGCAGACGCCAAGUGCAUUACGAAGUGCGCGAAGACCGCGCAGUUCUGGGGCUUUUUCCUCGCCGCCGUGCUGGACCUCAUCGCCCUUCGUGCUGCCCUGCAGAAGCGUGUGUGUGAUGUGGCCACGAGCAAGAAGGAAGCCAAGGCUGCCGUCAUCAACCUCACCAAGGACGCCUCAGAUGUGCUUGUGACGAUGGCCGCCGUCGGCUACCUGAAGAGCGUGUGGUGCCCAUCCCAAAUCACCGUUGGCACCCUCACUUGCGUGUCCGGCGGUGUCGCCACGUACCUCAACUGGAGCAAGAUCAAGUAG